This is a messenger RNA of Thamnophis sirtalis, 570 nucleotides long. Lineage: Eukaryota; Metazoa; Chordata; Lepidosauria; Squamata; Natricidae. The record is from RefSeq and is a predicted model, not a curated record.
CAGGAGACCCUCAGCAGAGCCGGGUGAUGGACGGGAAGAUGGUCCCCACGAGGUCAGUUACAAUGACACGUGCCAAGGAUGAACAGAAUCACAUCAACUCUCCUAACUGGUGCUUAGCUCGGGCCAGGAGCCCAGCAUCAGCAGUGGAGUUUGCUGGGUUGGAGCCACAAGCUUCAAUUCCAGAGUCCCAAUUGGUACUGAAAAAUGAUGUGGAGCUCAUCAAAGCACAGCUCCUUGCUCAAACAGAGGCUUUUCAAGCACUGAGCCAUUCAAUUACUUUGUUAGAACAAGAGAGCAACUAUCAGCAGGGUAGGAUCAAUGCACUGGAAGAGGAAGUAAAAUUUGCUGCCCACUUACCCCAUGGAGAGAUGUUUGAUGAGCUAAUACAGAAAAAAGUCCAAGAGCUUUGGAAAACGAUGACCAAGGAAGUGGAAGGGCUCCAGAAUUCCAUGGUCCAGAAACAAAGUUCAGUGGAGAAUCUAUCUCAAGAUGUCCUUGAGAGCAAAAAAUUCCUUUGGGAAGAGUUGGAAUCAGUUCAGGCUGAACUGCGGCGCAUCCAUCAAAAACUGA